CCAAUGGUUUAAUGCCCAUAGUUAUGCUGUUCAACCCUUCGACCACAAUACAAUAGCUUGCCUCCCAGACUUGAUACCUUCCCUGUGGUCAAUCCUUUGUGGUCUAAGAACAUUUUCUAUGAUUCUACUUGUAUCAACUUUGCCACAAAUGUUAGUGUGGGCUCGAGUUAUUUGGAUGGAUGUGGUUUGGAAGAUUAUUAUAGUUAUGAUUGCUGCAUACAAAAUGAACGUUUUUGCUCAAGCCUAUGAAAUGAAGUCCUGGUGGGGUUGCCACACGUUUCAGUGGGAGAGGUGGUUAGGUGUUUUGAUGUUCACGGGGGGUAUUUCACCUAAUGAACGUGGGUCGCAGAUGGUUUGUGUGUGAGUCGAAGGGUUAACAAUCCCAUCUGAGCACCAGGCUAGAUUAUGAUUGAAAAUGCAGUGAUUUCAUGACAAAGAUUGUGAAAAAGGUGAUGGGAAUUUCAUGAUUUUGGCUAUGGUGUAAUUCACCUGGCAUUAAACUAUGCUUUGCCAUUCUGAGAUUAAAACCUAAUAAAUAUGAGGUAUUAGACACAUCAUUAGAUCCCCAGGCAGUCCGAGGAGAUAGCCUUAGAGUUCUAUAAAAAUGUUUUGGUACGAAAAUUGAAAAAAAAAAGGUUGGUUUGGUCUCCCAGUUGUGCUCAGUCCAAGCAAACAUUCAGCUCUGUGAUAGUUAAAUUAACCCAGUUGGCUUACCUUGCUGUAAAUUAAGCAGGUCAUUAGGCCUCAUCACAGGACAGAGAAUUACCAUUAAGUUAUAAUUAGAUAUGCACCGAUUGAGCAGAAAGCAGAGUAGCAUUUUGGGCACUGGUAAUCAAUGGAUCCUCUUGAAACCACAAAGAUUGUUGGCUAAGGCCACAAACAAGCUGAGGGCCAGGCAUGUAUAAGUCUGCAUGCAAUGGACAAAUUAAGUAGUCACCAACAAAUUAAUUUUUUGUGCAAUACAUAAAUUGCACAAAAAAAUAAUUUUUUGUGCAAUACAUAAAUUGCUCAAGCUGAAGAGAGUGAAACCAUUAAUUACUUUUACUCUUAUUUUGAUGUAAUUUAUUUCUAAGUAACAUUUGACAACAGACGGUUUUAAGAGUUAGGUCAGGAAUUGGAGCAUGUGCUGGUUUGACACUUUGCCAGGCCAACCAUGGUCAUGUAUUGUGUUUAAAAUUUCCACUAAUGUAUUAUUUUAAAAGAUCAUUUAAUUUCUUUUAGUUUUAUUCACAUUUGAAUAAAUAUACUCCAGAAAUGUUGGUAUAAAAUACACCAGAAAACAAAGAAUUAAGGCAUUGAAAUGCAUUGAAUCUUCUGGUGGAGAUUUGUUUGAGUGAAAGAGGUCACUGGUCUGCAGUUUUGGAGGAUUUUUUUAAGAUGGUAAAUUAUCAGUGAAUGCCUAUUCAGAGUCUAAAAUGCUAUUUUCAUCAAAGAAAGUCAGAAGUCUGAUGCUCGUUGAGCUAAGUUGUUAGUGGCCAUAGUCCUCAGUGCCCUGGAUGCAGUUUGAAGUCUCAGUCUCAGAGAGGAGAUGGGUCAUGCAUUUUUGGUGUAUGUCUUUCCCUGCUGUCUCUCCCAAUUUCCAAUCUCUCUUUAGUUGUCCUAUCUAUCAAAGACAAAAGUCCAACAACUGUUUAAAAGUGCACCAAAUAUUUGUUUUUUGCUCUUUAUUAUAGUUAUUUUAAAGAAAGAAAAUGUGAGCUGGGGAGGAAAAUGGAUAUCAGCAGCUUGGACCUUGAAAAAAAUCAGAAAUUGGAUCAGUUGAAGAAUUUGCGAUCGGUGCAUCUCUAGUUAUAUCUUACUUUUAGGUGAGGCUAGAUUUUUUUAGUUUUCAAACUUUCAGGAUAACUUUUUCAGACAUAUUAGUUUAUAAUAAACCCUUUUCUUAAGUUUUGUAAGCUUUAAGACUUUGAUUUGAUAAGACGUUAUUAGAGUCAGAAAAGACACACUCAACAGACUAUAUUAUAGACCAGUUAGUUUAUCUUUGUCUCCAUUUUAUUGCAUCUUCACUCCCCCAACGACAUGAGCUAAAUGACCUGAGUGUAUCAGGUCUGGUCUAGUUAGGGCUUAUCUGAAGCCUGCAUGUAGAGAGAGCUCUUUGUACAAAGUUGUUGUGUCAAUAUAUUUUUAUUUUACAACUCUCUCUGUAAAAUAGAAAUAUGUUAACAAGAAAAAAUGUGUACAACAAUACCACAGGCCCAUACUAACUGUCCUUAAUUUCUCUCCUACAGCAGUACUGCUUUGCCAGUCCUGUACUGCACUCUGUUAAGGGUGCAGCAACUCAUCCUGUGUAGGUUAUGGGGAUCACAGAGAUCUAUGCACUUGACAGUUUGGUCAGGGUCCACUAGCUGCUUGUUUGGGGGGAAUCGGACACAGCCCUUCUACAAUAAACCCCUCCCCUUCAAUUUUAGCUAAAUUAUUGAGGCAUUCACAUUGGACAUUCAUUGGCCAAAUGUUUCACAUCCUAUUUUUGCCUUUCUCAUUAGUUACCUAUUCUUGAAAUUCAAGACCUAUAUCUAUAAUUGAUUUGUAAUUAUCAGCCUGCCUGUUGAGAUUUACUUACUUGCCUCAUUUAGAUGCAAAAAUACAUACUUCUGUACUAUAUAUCGAUGUAAUUCUUAGCCUGGAAAUCUGACUUUAUUGCUAGUUUAAAUUAAGGGGAAUGUAGACAACAGGGUCACAUGUGAUUUUUGUCAAGUUUUAUGAUAAUACCCAAGAAGAUUAUUUCUGUUUUUUUUUUUUUUUUGAGUGCAAUGAAUCAAUGAUGCAACCCAGGUGGUAUACUGUUGUGUGUGAGUUCAAACCCUUUUCCAAAGUGUUACUAAUGGUAAAGAGAAAUUUUCUAGGCUUCUUUUCUGCCGGUUGAAGUCUGACUGCAGAAGGACCCUUGGCACUGAAAGUGGGGCAAAACGCCGGAUCCCAAGCUGCAGGUCAGAUCAUACGUGGACGUCAUGUUGGAGCAAAACCUGUCCAAAGAGGAGAGGGAGAUUCGUCAGCAGCUGGCAGAGAAGGCCAAAGCUGGGGAGCUGAAAGCAGUCAACGGGUCCGCUGCAAGCCAAGCUGCCGCAAAACGUAAGCGCCGCUGGGACCAGACAGCAGACCAGACCCCCUCUGCUACACCCAAAAAGAUGUCCAGCUGGGACCAGGCUGACACUGCUGCUGAGACUCCAGGACACACUCCUGCACACACACCUUCAAACAGUAGAUGGGAUGAAACCCCUGGUCGUCCUAAAGGCAGUGAAACCCCAGGAGCCACCCCAAGUUCACGCAUGUGGGACCCCACUCCAAGCCACACGCCUGCAGGUGCUGCCACACCUGGAAGAGACACACCAGGCCAUGCCACACCCGGACAUGGAGGAGCCACAGGAAGUGUCCGCAAAAACCGCUGGGAUGAGACACCAAAGACGGAAAGAGAGACCCCUGGACAUGGGAGCGGCUGGGCUGAAACACCCCGCACAGACAGAGGAGAUGAGUCGGUAGGAGAGACGCCGACUCCAGGAGCCAGUAAGAGGAAGUCUCGGUGGGAUGAAACUCCUGCCAGUCAGAUGGGAUCCUCAACGCCACUUCUUACCCCUGGAAAAACUCCGAUAGGAACGCCAGCUAUGAACAUGGCCACCCCAACACCAGGUCACUUGAUGAGCAUGACUCCAGAGCAGCUGCAGGCAUGGAGGUGGGAGAGAGAAAUCGAUGAGAGGAACAGACCUCUCACAGACGAGGAGCUUGAUGCCAUGUUUCCAGAGGGAUACAAGGUUUUACCUCCACCAGCGGGCUACGUACCGAUCCGUACCCCGGCCCGUAAGCUCUCAGCCACACCCACUCCUAUUGGAGGCAUGACGGGUUUCCACAUGCAGGCUGAAGACCGAACCACCAAACAGAUGAACGACCAACCUUCAGGAAACCUCCCCUUCCUCAAACCUGACGACAUCCAGUAUUUUGACAAGCUGCUGGUGGAGGUGGAUGAGUCCACGCUGAGUCCAGAGGAGCAGAAAGAGAGGAAGAUCAUGAAACUGCUGCUGAAGAUUAAAAAUGGAACACCGCCCAUGAGGAAGGCUGCUCUACGUCAGAUCACAGAUAAAGCUCGUGAGUUUGGAGCUGGACCCCUCUUCAAUCAGAUCCUGCCUCUACUGAUGUCACCCACCCUGGAGGACCAGGAGCGCCAUCUGCUGGUCAAAGUCAUUGACCGCAUUCUCUACAAACUGGACGACUUGGUUAGGCCAUAUGUACACAAGAUCUUGGUGGUGAUUGAGCCGCUGCUGAUUGAUGAGGACUACUACGCUAGAGUGGAAGGAAGAGAAAUCAUCUCUAACUUGGCAAAGGCUGCUGGUUUGGCCACCAUGAUCUCCACGAUGCGACCCGAUAUUGACAACAUGGACGAGUAUGUGAGAAACACCACAGCUCGAGCCUUCGCUGUGGUGGCGUCUGCUCUCGGUAUCCCCUCCCUCCUGCCUUUCCUCAAAGCCGUGUGUAAGAGUAAGAAGUCCUGGCAGGCUCGUCACACAGGCAUCAAAAUUGUGCAGCAGAUCGCCAUCCUGAUGGGCUGCGCCAUUCUUCCUCAUCUACGCAGCUUGGUGGAGAUCAUUGAGCAUGGUCUCGUUGAUGAGCAGCAGAAGGUGAGGACCAUCAGUGCCCUGGCUAUUGCUGCUCUGGCUGAGGCUGCGACUCCCUACGGUAUCGAGUCCUUUGACUCUGUCCUCAAACCGCUGUGGAAGGGUAUCAGGCAGCACAGAGGAAAGGGUUUGGCUGCUUUCCUGAAGGCUAUCGGUUACCUGAUCCCGCUAAUGGAUGCAGAGUAUGCAAACUACUACACCAGAGAAGUGAUGUUGAUCCUCAUCAGAGAGUUCCAGUCUCCUGAUGAGGAGAUGAAAAAGAUCGUACUGAAGGUGGUGAAGCAGUGUUGUGGCACUGAUGGUGUGGAAGCUAACUACAUCAAGACUGAAAUCCUGCCCCCAUUCUUCAAGCACUUCUGGCAGCACAGAAUGGCUCUGGACAGACGCAACUACAGACAGUUGGUGGACACUACAGUGGAGCUGGCCAACAAAGUGGGAGCAGCAGAGAUCAUCUCUCGCAUUGUUGACGACCUGAAAGAUGAAGCUGAGCAAUACAGAAAGAUGGUGAUGGAGACCAUUGAGAAAAUCAUGGGAAACCUGGGAGCAGCAGACAUUGACCACAAGCUGGAGGAGCAGCUGAUCGACGGUAUCCUGUACGCCUUCCAGGAGCAGACCACAGAGGAUUCUGUGAUGUUGAAUGGUUUUGGUACAGUUGUAAACGCCCUUGGGAAGCGUGUGAAGCCCUACCUGCCACAGAUCUGUGGUACAGUGCUGUGGCGUCUGAACAACAAGUCUGCUAAAGUCCGUCAACAGGCGGCUGAUCUGAUCUCACGAACAGCUGUAGUCAUGAAGACUUGCCAGGAGGAAAAGCUGAUGGGUCACUUGGGUGUCGUGUUGUACGAGUACCUGGGAGAGGAGUACCCUGAGGUGCUGGGUAGCAUCCUAGGAGCUCUGAAGGCUAUUGUGAAUGUUAUUGGUAUGCACAAGAUGACUCCACCUAUCAAAGAUCUGCUCCCUCGUCUGACUCCCAUCCUGAAGAACAGACAUGAGAAGGUUCAGGAGAAUUGUAUCGACCUGGUGGGAAGGAUUGCCGACAGGGGUGCUGAAUACGUAUCAGCUAGGGAGUGGAUGAGGAUUUGUUUUGAGCUUCUGGAGCUGCUGAAGGCUCACAAAAAGGCGAUCCGCAGAGCUACCGUCAACACGUUCGGUUACAUCGCCAAAGCUAUUGGUCCCCAUGAUGUUUUGGCCACUCUGCUCAACAACCUGAAGGUCCAGGAGCGACAGAACAGAGUCUGCACAACUGUUGCCAUCGCCAUCGUUGCUGAGACCUGCUCCCCAUUCACUGUGCUGCCAGCACUCAUGAAUGAAUACAGAGUACCUGAGCUCAAUGUGCAGAAUGGUGUGUUGAAAUCCCUCUCCUUCUUGUUUGAAUACAUCGGAGAGAUGGGAAAAGACUACAUCUACGCUGUCACACCGCUGCUGGAGGAUGCACUCAUGGACAGAGAUCUGGUUCACAGACAGACAGCAAGUGCUGUGGUCCAGCACAUGUCUCUGGGCGUCUAUGGCUUUGGCUGUGAAGACUCUCUUAACCACCUAUUGAACUACGUUUGGCCCAACGUGUUUGAGACGUCACCUCACGUGAUCCAGGCUGUCAUGGGUGCUCUGGAGGGUCUGAGGGUCGCCAUUGGACCCUGCCGCAUGCUACAGUACUGCCUACAGGGCUUGUUCCACCCUGCCAGGAAGGUGCGAGACGUCUACUGGAAGAUCUACAACUCAAUCUACAUCGGCUCACAGGACGCCCUGAUUGCUCACUACCCACAGGUCUACAACGACGAGAAGAACAUCUAUGUCCGCUACGAGCUCGAGUACACAUUGUAAAUACGAAUUAAUGUCCUCAAUUCUUUUUUCUUCUGCACUGUCGACUGGGUCGGGUUUUAGUUUAGCUCACUCUGCUUCUGUUUGACGCCACCUUCACCGACCUUGAAACAAAAAGAGCAUGAAAAAGAAGGGACGCUGUAGAGUCUGUAUGUAUUUUUUAUUUUUACUGUUGUUGAACGUCCCGGUGAGGAAAUGUGGAGGUCAUAAGCAAGAAAGAAGAAAAUGAAGCAGUCAUCAACACAAUGUUUUAAAUAUCUGGAUUAUGUUUUUUCAUUUGUGUGUAUUAAAAUCAGCCUUUGUGCUUGUUUUACACACGCAGCUCUUCUUUCACGCCUCCUCUGUUCUCAUUAGAUUGUUGCUUUAUUUAACCAAAUAAAAUGUUUGUGUAUAAAAGUCA
Messenger RNA from Cheilinus undulatus (humphead wrasse), 6819 nucleotides. RefSeq names its product splicing factor 3b, subunit 1 (gene sf3b1). Gene Ontology annotation, cellular component: U2 snRNP; U12-type spliceosomal complex; catalytic step 2 spliceosome. The record is from RefSeq and is a predicted model, not a curated record. Gene Ontology annotation, molecular function: mRNA binding. The coding region runs from base 2949 to 6422 and encodes 1157 amino acids. Gene Ontology annotation, biological process: spliceosomal complex assembly. The transcript has 21 exons. Lineage: Eukaryota; Metazoa; Chordata; Actinopteri; Labriformes; Labridae.